Messenger RNA from Clunio marinus, 858 nucleotides. The record is from the annotation of a GenBank genome assembly. NCBI's taxonomy places the organism in Eukaryota, Metazoa, Arthropoda, Insecta, Diptera, Chironomidae.
AUGGAGAAUCAUGUGAAUGGAAGCAACGAAUCGGGAAUAUCAGUUUUGCCUUCCGAAGUUUACCGAAAUGUUUUGAAAGAAAUCAUCAAAAAACAACUCAAAUCAUCAGCUGACAAUUGUGAAAUAAUAAUCGAAGCUGCAUCGGCCAAGGGCGAUAAUUAUGUUGGGAUUUUGUAUCGUGCAGAAGUGACGAACUCUUCAGGAAAUAAAACAAAGAUCAUCAUCAAGAUUCCACCUCAAAAUGCAGCACGCCGUGAACAAUUCUCAGCAGGUCCAAUAUUUCUUCGUGAAAUCUUGUUCUACAACGAAUUAUAUCCUUUAUUCAAGAAGUUCCAGGAAGAUAAAGGAAUUGAUGUGAACAAAGAAGGUUUCUACCAGGUACCUGAAUGUCUUCGAACAAGCAACGAUGAUCAACAUGAAGCACUUUAUCUGGAAGAUUUGAAGGAAUCAGGUUUCGAUAUGUUUGAUCGAUUCAAAGAUGUGACACUCGAUCAUGUCAGUAGAGUCAUGGAAAGUCUCGGAAAGUUUCAUGCAAUUUCGUUUGCAAUAAAAGAUCAACAUCCUGAACUCAUCGAGAAAUACAAACCAAUGAAAGAAAUAUUCAAGGAAUUUGAAGAAGCUUCCAAAGGGAAGUGGGAUGGAUAUUUUGCUGAAGUCGUAAGAAAGGCAAUCGAAACGUUAGACGAUCACCCUAACGAGAAGUUGAAAGAUCAUGUUAGAAAUACAUUAAACGAUAAAUUUAUGGAUAUUUUUAUGGAUGAUGUUGAUGGUGCUUCUGCUGAACCUUACACUGUCAUCUGUCAUGGAGAUUGUUGGAAUAAUAACAUCAUGUAUCGAUAUGAGAGGUUCGUUUGUUAG